Molecule: messenger RNA, 828 nt
Organism: Miscanthus lutarioriparius
Lineage: Eukaryota; Viridiplantae; Streptophyta; Magnoliopsida; Poales; Poaceae
Source: the annotation of a GenBank genome assembly
AUGGUGAUGGAUGAGGAGGGGAGUUUGCCGAGUCUAGAGAAACAUCUGGAGGUCAUGACGCUUCAAGGGGAGGAGGAAGAAGAUCUGGAUUUCUCUGGUGAAUUUGAGGAGCUUGUGAAUGAGAAUCCAAGGAGCCUGGAGGGGCUUAUGAAGAAGAGGGAAUUGGCGGAGAAGGUAGCUAAGAAAGUUGGGAAUCCCAUUAUGGUGGUGGUGAAUGAAGGGAAGAUCAACCCCACACCAUAUUUGCGUGCUAGGGUUUGGCCUGAUCUUAAGAAGCCCCUAGUGCGUGCGGUGCCGAUUACGCUCAAGGAGAGCAUGAAGUAUUUGGUACAAUAUGAAAAGCUACCAAGUUUUUGCUUUUUCUAUGGAUGUAUGGGGCAUGAAGUAACUGAAUGCAGAGAUGGAGUUCACCCCAAGGAGAGCUAUGGUUGGGGAGAAUGGUUGCGAGUUCCUUUCCUAUCGAUGGUGUCUGGGAGGGAUGACCAGGGAGGAAGAGGUAGAGGCCGAGGAAGAGGGCGUGGAAGAGGUGUGGGGCAUGGAGAGUGGAUGGAUGAUGAUGUUGUUGAGAUGGACACCUCUAUUGGGGAUGAUGAAGAUCCAGAUGGCAACCCGUCCAGGAAGAGUAGGGAGACGGGUGCUACUGCCAGAAGAGUUGCUGCGCAAGUUAAUCUUCUAGAGCAUCCUUCCCAGAAGGAGGCUUCUAUAAAUCCUCUAAAAGAGAAGGAGAAGAAGAGGCCACAAAGGGAUGGAGAUGGAAAAGUUGAUGAGCUGACAAACCCAAAUGCAAAAUCGGCACUCUCCUUCGAGGAGAGUGACCAGGCACAAUGA